CUUUCUGAAAAGAAAAAUGCCGGGGCUGGAUUACUGAAGAACUCUCAACCUCUAAAAAAAAAAAAGAGAAGAUUUUAUACUUAUAAAAACGAAACGCGAUGCAGUGGAAUUUCUCUUCGCAUUCGGUUAAAUUUCAGUUUCCCUGUUGAUACUUAAUUUUUUUCCGUAUAUUUCCUUUUUGUUUCGUCACAAUGUCCGGCGAAACGGCAUCGUCUUCCGGAAUCAUCUUGGAAGGAAUUGAUGAUGUGGAGGACUACGUUUGGGCCAAUGAAGGAGUGGGGUUUUGGGACCGAUAUCGUCAUGUUUAUGAUCAUGUGGAGAAUGGAAAUCAAGCAUUCCGAGAGAAUCGUUUUGAAGAGGCAAUCAACAAUUACACAAGGGCCAGUAACAUGAAACCUGGUGAUCCUAUUAUUCUUGGUAACAGAAGUGCUGCCUACAUGAGGAUUAGUCUAUUUCUGAAACACAGAUCUCCGACGGCUUCUGAAUAUAGACCAUUGAGUGGGCUGGAUAUGACCACACUAGCUGAACUUGCUCUUAAGGAUGCUGAGAAGCUAAUGAGCUUGCAGAAUGAUGCAGUGAGGUCCUACAUCCUAAAGGCCAAUGCUCUCAUUUUGUUGGAAAGAUAUGAGAUGGCACGGGAUAUUAUUCUUUCUGGCCUUCAAGUUGAUCCUUCCAGUAAUAUUCUCCAGGCUUCUCUUCGGAACUUAGAGAGAAUGCCAUCUAGUUUGAUUCGGACUAGAGGCCAUGAUCGGCUGGAACGUACUGAUGACUUUGAUUGCACACUUUGUCUGAAGUUACUAUAUGAGCCUAUAACUACACCCUGUGGGCAUUCUUUCUGUCGUUCAUGUUUAUUUCAGACAAUGGAUCGUAGCAACAAAUGUCCAUUGUGCCGAACAGUGCUCUUCAUUAGUCCUAGAACAUGUGCAAUCAGUGUAACGCUAAACAACAUCAUACAAAGAAUCUUCCCUCAAGAAUAUGCUGAAAGGAGGUCAGAGCAGGACAGUCUGAUAAAUUUUGGUAAUGAUCUGAUUCCUCUUUUUGUCAUGGAUGUUGUCAUCCCUUGUCAGAAGUUUCCGCUCCACAUAUUUGAACCACGCUACAGACUUAUGGUCAGGAGAAUAAUGGAAGGGAAUCACAGGAUGGGAAUGGUCAUCCGUGACCCUGCUACAGAUGCAAUUGCUGAUUUUGCUUGUGAAGUGGAGAUCACAGAGUGUGAACCUCUUCCUGAUGGACGCUUUGUUUUGGAGAUUGAAAGUCGACGGAGAUUUCGCAUCCUCAGAUCCCGGGAUCAAGAUGGAUAUCGCAUGGCAGAGGUUGAGUGGGUACAAGACAUUCCACCAAGAGACGCAACUGAUAGAGAAGAUUUGCAGGAGUUGACAAAUAAUGCAGCAGCACAUGCUCGGUCAUGGUUAAGUACAGUAAAAGCAUCAACACGUGAUCGAAGAAAGCUUGAGGCAAUCUAUAAUGUCGAAGCAAUGAUGCCCAAUCCACAAGAUCCAGAGCGGUUCAGUUUCUGGCUGGCUACUCUGUCUAAUCGGAGGCCUUCAGAGAGAUUAGAACUCCUUCGAAUCAGAGACACAGCAGAGAGGAUAAGGAGGGGUCUAAUAUACCUGGGAGCAGAAUCACCCGGUUGUAGAGUACAAUAAGUCAGUUGUAAUUUUCUAUCAAUACAUUUCGCACAAUAUUCUACCUUAUUAAUUUAAAUUCCAUUCAAUAUUCUUUGGGGCCGCAUAAUAAAAGAUGGUGUGCGGAGCCCUUCUUUUUUGUUGUAAAAUCAAUAUAUUUUGAACCCAAUUUCGCUAAUAUCGGUUGUAAUAAAAAUAAUAGUAUGAUGAUUAUUUGUUUA
Molecule: messenger RNA, 1846 nt
Organism: Gossypium raimondii (Peruvian cotton)
Lineage: Eukaryota; Viridiplantae; Streptophyta; Magnoliopsida; Malvales; Malvaceae
Exons: 18
Coding region: 192-1646 (484 amino acids)
Molecular function (GO): protein binding
Source: RefSeq, a predicted model, not a curated record